Messenger RNA from Mytilus californianus (California mussel), 9591 nucleotides. Its product is annotated as metal cation symporter ZIP14-like. NCBI's taxonomy places the organism in Eukaryota, Metazoa, Mollusca, Bivalvia, Mytilida, Mytilidae. The record is from RefSeq and is a predicted model, not a curated record. The coding region runs from base 194 to 1768 and encodes 524 amino acids. Gene Ontology annotation, cellular component: membrane. The transcript has 9 exons. Gene Ontology annotation, molecular function: zinc ion transmembrane transporter activity. Gene Ontology annotation, biological process: intracellular zinc ion homeostasis; zinc ion import across plasma membrane.
UUCAAGUUUGUUGUUGACGUUGAUUGCGAGAAGGACACGCUUCUGAAAAAAUAAAACGAAGAAGCUUAACACUAAUAUAAAACAACGGAAAGAAGGUUAAAUUCUAGUCAGAUAACAUUAAUCUGAUUGAAGACAUUGUAGACGAAGUUUCUUAUUUACAUCUAAUUGGAUAAUCGGAAAUUAAUAUUACGUGAUGACGAACUCUCUCACCUUGUGUUAUUUACUAUUUACGUUGAUAUUAUUCAAAAUUAUAAGUUUAAAUGGACAAUGUAUUUCAAACUCAUCACGGAUAUUUUUGGAAGACUUUAUGUACAAUAUAAGUGGGAAGGAAACGGUCACUUUAAAUAAAUUACAAACCUUUUUUAACCACAACACAAGUUUACAAUCAACCACUAGUAACACCAACAAUUUUACAUCAUGUUCAAGUUUGACGAACAAUGACGAGAGAAAAGACUGUGUUUUAAAACAUUGUGUUUCCAUAGAAGAUGUAUUGAAACUUCACUCCAUUCCAUUAAACAGACCAUUAACAUUAGAAGAUGUCAACGACAUUGCUCCUGCUCUGUUGUUUCAGAAAACGUCAUGUCAGGGGGUGGUGCAUAAGAAAGAAGAAGGGGGUCAUAAAGUUGAGGCCCCAUCAGGACAAGUUUGGGGAUUUGGGUUCCUGUUUGUGACAAUUAUAAAUAUAUGCUCGCUCUCUGGAGCUGUUGUUUUACCAUGUAUGAAGAAGACAUUUUACCAGAAAGUCCUUAUUUUUAUGGUUGGCCUAGCUGUAGGGAGUUUGGCUGCCAAUGCACUUUUGGUCCUGAUACCUGAGGCAUUAGGACUUAUGUAUACAGAGGACCAUGAGAUCAGAGACAACUAUAUAAUAAAAUCUGCUACUGUAAUUGCUGGAGUUUAUUUGUUUUUCCUCAUUGAAAGAUUUUUGAAAAUAGCUCUGAAAAUUAAACAGACACCAACUCAUAGUCAUGGACAUGAAUAUUAUGGAGUUCCUAAUGAGCCAAAUGCAGAGGAGAACCAGUAUCCAAGUAUUAAACAAAAUACACCCGUAAAUGUCAACGCUAAAUACAAAAAUACAAAUAAUUUACCAGUACACCUCCAUAUGAGUAAAUCAGAAUCGUCAUUUUCCAGUACUCGGCCAUUAGAUGAUAAAACUCCUAGCAUGGGAAGUUUUGACACACUGGAAGAUAAACUUGAUACAGAUGAACGCAGUUCCAAUAAUGGUGGGUUUCUAAAUGGUGAGGCCAAAAGAUCGGGAAAAAAAGAGAAAAAGCAAGUGGCUACGGUAGCUUGGAUGAUCAUAUUUGGAGAUGGUUUACAUAAUUUUAUAGAUGGUUUAACAAUAGGUGCAGCAUUUACAGAUAACAUAUUGGCAGGGAUCAGUAUAUGUGUGUCUGUAUUCUGUGAAGAGUUACCUCAUGAGCUAGGCGAUUUUGCAAUCCUGUUGAAUUCAGGUAUGACUGUGAAGAAGGCUCUGAUGUAUAAUUUCCUAUCAGCAUGCAUGUGUUAUUUUGGUCUCAUUGUUGGUAUAUUACUUGGAGAGAAUACAACAGCACAUGACUGGGUGUUUGCAAUAGCCGCUGGAAUGUUCCUGUAUAUAUCUUUGGUUGACAUGAUGCCAGAAAUGAACAGUGCAGCAGAGUCCGAAGAAAAUAAGAAGAAUAUAGGUUCAUUUCAGAUCUUUAUUCUACAGAAUGUUGGAUUAGUUCUUGGAUUCACUGUAAUAUUGAUAAUGUCUAUUUAUGGAGGGGAAAUUAACUUUGAAAAAUGAAGGUGUAAGCUUAAACAAAAAACAAAAGUUUGAGUGUAUAAUGUGGGAUAUAUAUUUUGUUUUAAAUAUACAUGUUAAUAACUGUUUGAAACAGAUGUAAAAAGGAGGGAUUACUAUUAUUUAUGACAUUUUUGUAUUAAUAAUUGUAUUAAAUUAAUGGAGGGGAAAUUAACUUCUAAAAGUGAAGAAGACACAGUAUGCUUUCUGUUGGGAAGAUGGAGGGGGAAAAUGAUCAUUGAAAAGGAAAUAUAUAAGUCACGAAGUGGACAAAAUUUUUGAGUGUGUAAUGUGGGAUAUAUAUUUUAUUUUAAUCAUCAUGAUCAUACAGGAUAACUGUUUGAAACAGUUUUGAAAAGGAGAGAUUAUUAUAAUUCAUAACACUUUUAUAUUAUGAUUUUAUCACUUUAAUGGAGGGGGAAUUAUCUUUGAAAAAUGAAGAAGACACAGUUUGUUUUCUGUUGAUAAAAUGGAAGGGGGGAAUUAUCAUUUAAAAUGAAGGUUUAAAUUAAAACAUUGUAAGGGCUGUUCUAUAAAAACAUACAUGGGACCCAGGGAAGUCACUUCCAAAUCUCAACUAUGGGUGGGUGUCAUCUAUGAUUUUGCAUAGUGGAAAUGUAAGUUAAAUUCUAAUAUUCCUCUAUAGGUGGUUAGCCCAUUUUUACAGUGCCUUCCCUGGGUAUCAUAUAUGUUUUAAUGGAACAGCCCUAAGCAAAAAUUUGAGAGUGUAAUGUGGAAUAUAUUUUAUUUAUACAUGAUAACUGUUUGAAACAGUUUUAAAAAGGAGGUAAUAUUAUAAUUCAUGACAUUUUUAUAUCAAUGAUUUUAUUUAAAUACAUUAAUGCCAAAUUAUUAUAUUUCAUUAGGUGAUUUUCAUAUAUGAUACAUGAUUAUUGCAGAGGUCGACUUAACAAAAUUUAAAAGUAUGGCCAAUAGGGCCAGUUAGAUUUACUGGCCCAACUCAAAUAAAAUUUGCCCUAAUAAUACUAUCUAAGUGAAAAAAUAGUCAGAUGUAAUGGCCAAUGGGGCCAGUAAUCUUUAUGUUUAACUGGCCCUAUCGAAAUUCUACUGGCCUUGGGCCAGAGGGCCAGUGCUUAAGUCAACCCCUGUAAUAUUGUUGACUUACACAUUUUCUUUAAGUGAAUGCAAAGUUAUACUUCUACCAUAAGUUUUUUUAUAUUGAGAAUAUCAAUAGAACUUUCCUGUGAUAUUUGAAUUUUCUUUCAUGACAUAGAAGAAUGUUUGGAUCUCACAAUUAAUCAUUAGCUUCCCAGGCACAGCUAUUUAGAAUACAUAUGUUAUGCUGAUGUCAUAUUUUUUAUAAAAUAAUUUCAACCAGGAAUUUUGGCAUCAAAUCAAUAAGUUUAUUUAAAACUGUUUUUUUCAUAUUGAAAAAUAUGGAUUGUUUAUAUGUAUUAUUUAUCAAUAUUCUCUGGAAUGCUACUCAUAUAUGGCACUUUUAUCUGUCUAAUAAUUACAGUGUUACAAACAAAAAGUCCAUUUUCAAAGAUGAAACAAUUUCUUCCUUUUAGCCUAGUUUUAGAAAGAUAUAAAAUAAUUUAUCUAACAAUUUAAAAGAUCAAAUUGCUUUAGAAAGUUACGCUUUAAAUACGAUGAGCUAUAAUAAAUUGUCUGACAAAGGCCAUUUCUGAUUGAAUUCCAGUCCAAUCGUGUAUAUUAUUUAUAUUUUUAUUAAAUUCACUGAUCAUUAUAUAUUUGAUAUGCUAGAUGUUUUAUAGUGCAUUGUUUUUUGCUAUUUAGAUAUCUACAACAUAAACCUUAUUUACAGAGGUAUUUUGAAUUCAGUUAUUUGUGUACUGAUUUUAAUUUUAUUAUCAUCCACAUUCACACAUAACUCAUAAGACAAUCAGUGUACGUGGUUUUCACAAAUUUAUUUUGAUCAUUAUUUUCUUCAAAGUUAUAUAAUGUUUGUUGUAAUUUAUCUAAGCAUUGAUAAAAUCAAAAGUUUGAAUACUGCAAAUUCAGAAAUUAUUGCGAGGUUUUAUUAAUGUGAAUAAUGUGAUUGGGUGAAUAUCUCAAUAAUAAGAACUCGCAUUCUGAUAUCUGAUACAUAUAUCUGUAUGCAGAUUUUCCUGAAAUCACAAUAAUUAAUCUCACAUUUAUGUGAAUUUUUCAAAAAUUGCAGUAAUAAAUGCACGCAAUAAUUUCUGAAUUUACAGUAAACAAAAAAUAUUGGAAGGAUUAAAGAUAAAAUUGAGCAUUUUUUUCAUUAACCAGGUCCAUUUCAUUUAGAAUUUUUUUGAAACUCACUUCCAGAAGCCCUUAUCUGUUUGAAUGCAUUUAGAAGUAAUAACAAAGACUUGUAAACCUUGAGUCAAAAUACUGUGUCUUUGUAGGGUGACAUGUCAUCCUGUGGGCUGUUACCUUGUGAACUAGCACUCAAUCGGUCUCAGUGUGACUGUGUUGGUCUAGUACAGAGCAGGGUUCAUAUUCAUAUUACAUUAUCAUGUUCUAGUCCUGAAUAUGCAUUUAAUUUGCUACUGGACUUAAAACAGCAAUCCAUCCAUCCAUGCCGUUGUGAUUCCUUCAAUGGGUGUCUGGAUAGGGCUACAUUAUAUAUAUAUAUAUACUUUACAUAAUACUGUAAAAUAAAACCUGGGGUUUAGGAAAGAUAUUGAUUUUUAAACUUAAGUUUAACAUUUUUUUCUUGUUAUACUUUAUGUCUUAUAAAUUAAAAGUCACAUAUGUAUUUUAACUAAUAUUCCAGAUGUCAAAGACAAUAAAUGUGUUUUUCAUCGAUUGAUUUGUCUUGACUAUUAGAUGAAUGAAUAACUUGGUAAACAUCUGAAAAUGUUGCUCAUGUUUAAUGGUUGUUGUAAAAGACUAUUUGAUGAUUAUCACCUGUCUGACUAUUGGGCAAUUAAAAGAGCCUUGAUAUAUUUGCAUGGGUAAUUGUUUUACAAAAUAUUACUGUAAGAGAACAACAUGAUUAUUAAUAUGAUUGAUAGUAUUAGUACUGUGCAAAAGGAAUUUUGUACAAAUGUUAUUUCAGCAGAUGUUUAUUAAUGGGACAAUGCCCUUAGCUUGUGUACAGGACAUUUACCUUUAUAUCAAAUGAUGAUCAAUAUAAACUGAUCAGUAUGUGCAAGGUUAAUAGUUCAUGCAUGACAAAAUCAUAACUUCAAAAAUAUAUUGCAUAUCAACACAUUAAAAAUACAUUUAUCAAGAUCACAAGAUUCUUUUAUACAAGAUUCAGAUUUAAAAUGUUUUGUUGUGUCAAAUGUAUUUAAUGUUGCACCAAGUCUAGUGAAAAAGACUGUACUGCAGUGUUGUUCUAGUAUGCUAUGUAUUUGUUAUAUGUCAUGAAGGAAAGGAGAUACAAGAAAUACUUCAAAACAAUCUUAACAAAAUAUAUAUUUUCAUGUAUUAUUAAGUCUCUAUGAUUAAUCUAGUCUUUUUAAAAAUAUAUAUAUUUGUAAUAUAGCAAACAUAUUCCUGGUUUUAAAAAUAGUGUUUAAUAUGUAUAAUGCUGUAGAAAGAUUUAUAUUUCUUGGGACAAAUUUCCUUUAAGUAAAAAGUAUGAAAUUCAUUGACUUAACAUUUUUGUAUGUACAUGUAUUAUUAUAUUAAUAUAUUUUUAGUGUUAUAUAGCGUCAAAUUUAAUUGUUGGUUUAUCUUAUUGAUUCUUUCUAUCUUGCUUGAAUAAAGCAAGUAAAUUCACAAAAACAAUCUUUCGAACUGAUAUACUGUAAUAUGGACAGAAUAAUUAGUACUUUGGAACCUGUUUUUACAGUAAAAUACUCCUGCCUUCAAAUUAGUAGACUGUCAAGACAAUUUUUAUUUCAGAACACAUUUAUUUCCUGUAAAUUUCCUUGCUUUUUUUAAUGUCCUAUUUAGAAAUUGUUUCCAUAAAUUAGUUAUUGUUUAAAAAAGGAUGUAAAUGCAAAAUUAUAACAUAACUUCUGAUAAAUUCAGAUUCUCUUUAACAAACAUAGAAAAUAGCAUGUAAAUAGUAAAUUUAGUAAAUUUAGGACUGGUAUAUUUAUUUAUAUGUCUUGAACCUUUGUGUUAGUAUGUUUAGGUAGAAAGAUAAUUUGUUUAUAUGGUUUGAUAUUGUUGUGGUGUAAAACAUUCAAGGUAUUCUAAAAUGUUACUAACAUUUUUAUUAUUGAAGGAAAUACCAGAAUAACAUAUGUUGCAUGAUUUUUGUUUUAAGCAGUCGUGUUGAUUUUAAGCAUUUAUAUAUUGACAGCAUUUUUUAAGUGGUGUUUUAUGAAUUUUUGUAUUUUGAUAAUUUAAUCUCUUGCAAAAAUCCAUAUGCUUAUCAGAAUCAGUUAGUUUUACAAUGUACACUUAUUAUUUUAGAAACGAACUCCUUCAGUCAAAGAAUACCUCAGAUUAAUUUGGGUAUCCUUUUUAGGUCCCUUUGGUCAUAUAUCUAACGUGGCAACAUAUUUUUACAUCCCUGGCUUUCAGAUGUUUAUGUUUGUGUUUUAGUGUUCCUGAUGAAUCCAGAAAAGAGCUGUGGAGGCACGACAUUUAUAAAGUCCUUAUUUUCAUUUAUGAAACAAAUUUCUGUAAGCAUCACACAUAAUUCUGGAAUAAUCUUUCGGGUACACUCAAAAGGAAAGUUUGCUAAGCCACAUAAAUAAUUCAUUUGGAAGCAAUGAGGACCUAAGGGCUGUUCCAGGAAUAAUUGUAUUGGGGUUCAGAAGGCAUUUUUGUGUACCCUGCAGUUUGUAAAUUUUUAAUUGAAGUGUCCUCUGACCCCACCCAAAGCCCCAAUUCCUUGCAAUAACAUCUUGAGCAGCACUCAGCAGCACAAUCAAAAUCUUCUAAGGUCUGUCUCGCCUUUGGGAGGUAAAACCUUAGGUAAUUACAGAAAUGAAAAUUUAUAUCAUCUAUCUAUUCUUUUCAAUUCUAUCAUGAGGAUAUGUGAAGUGUUUAACACAUUCAAGAAAGAAUGCAUGACUUGGAAAUAUCUGAUAGUUGAAGUGCUAGAUUAAGGAUCUUGCAUAAAAAUAUUACUAAUAUAACUUGAUAACAAUUUCUCAAAAUAACAUUCAUGUUCUCCCAAUAUUUUUGAUAUGUUUAUCUUUUAUUUUUCCUAUCUGUCUACUCAGAUAUUGUUAUCCAUCAGUUGAAUUGAAAUUACAUGUAGAAUUACAGACCAUAUUCUUCUAUUGUUAGCAUGGUAUUAAGCUGUCAAAAGAGGUGUGUUUUGUUUUGUUUUGUUUUGUUUUAUUUUAUAUAAUUGAUUGUGUGUUGCUUUAACUGUUUUGUUAUGCAAAUUAUUCAGCAUAGAAUAUCUCUUGUACAAUUUGUACUGUUAGUUUGAAUUUUUUUUCUUAAUGAUGUGCUGAAAUUUUAUACAACAUGCAAAGAUGGAUAUCAUGAUUGUGUGUUAUCAUAAAGUACUAUCAUAAUUUUCAGUUUCUAAUUACAAAAAUAUGUAAGUGUUAUUUCAAUUUUACAUUUAGUCGAAAUCCAAUAGCUGCAUAUAUUUUUAUAUUUGUAUGAAUUGUUUCAGUCUUAAAUAAGAACAUAGAUAUAAAAAGAGUGCUCUUGCCACAAAAGUACCUGUCUUAAAAGCAUAUUUUAUUGAAAAUUGUUUGUUCAGUCUUAAAUUAUCAAAUGCUGUUGAAAACAUUGUUACUCAUAAAAGUCAGCCUUUCAUUUCUAAAUUCAUGAGUUUAACACUGUUUCUGGCAAUUUACAUUUGACUUUGAUCUUAAAAUAACAAUGAUUGUCAGUUAUCCAGUUGAUGGUUCUAUUCAGGUACUCUGGCUUCCUAAUCCAACAAAACCUGGCUGCUAAGGUCGUUGAAAGAGGUGUUAUUAACCAACAAAUUAACAAAUAAAACUCAGUAAAAUUAGAAAUGCCCAGGAUAAUCAGGAGGAUGUACAUUGACAAUACCAUGAUUGAUAAACCUAAGUUCUGCUUGAGCAGUUUCGAUUUAGAUACAAUUUUGAUUAAAUUGAUCAUUUGCAUGAAAUAAUGGAAGAGGUGUUUUUGUUGUGAAAGACACAUUAUUAAAUAAAUUUUUUCAUGGAAAGAGGAAGUUUUCACUUGUUUCUUACAUUUCGAUUUUUAAAUUAUAAAUUUGUUGCUACUUUUUCCCAAUUAUCUCCUCCUGAACAUAAUAUGUACAAAAUUAUUAGCAUUGCAUGCUGAUGUAUUUAUUAUAUAUAUCGUAUAUCAAUUUUGAAAGUGUGAAAUAUGUCUCCUGUCACUUUUAUUUCUUCAUGAAGACAUUUAUUCAACUGGGGAAAAAAAGGAUAGAAUUAUUUAUGUUCAGGCAGUUGAUGCAGUUAAUACACUCUAUUUAUUAAAAAAAAAUGAUUACACAAAUGUCCAUAUUUUCUAUUUACACUAAAUAUUUAUAACAAUGUCUCAAAAUGAAAACAUACGUUAUAAAUAUGGUUCAUCUGAGGCGUUUUUCUAGAUCUACCUGCAUCAGGUACAUUCAAAACCAAAGAUUUGAAAGCCAAGGAUUUAUAGGUACUUUGAUACGUGUCAAAUCAGUGAAUAUAAAAUAGCCUAAUAAAAAAAAAAGGUCAACUUUGUCUCAAGUUAUUUCUGAUCCGCACUUUCUCAAAUCAUUCAAUCAAAGUUUAAUUAAAGCAUCAGUUUUCAUGCAAGCCUUUAAAUUAUGCAAUUGUACUACCACUGUGUCGAAAUAAUUUAAUGAAGGACCUUGUUUCAUACAAAUUUAAAAAAAAAAUCCUAUUUGAAAACUCAGUUGGCCCAAAUUGAGUCAGAUUGCAUAGAGGGGGAAUUUUUGGUAAGGAUGAUAUCCAGUGAUAUCUCAUAAUCACUACAAUGAAGGCUACUCUUAGACAUACAAAGAAUGUCCAAUAUUAAUAUGAUUGAUCUUAAUUUCUAGUGCCUACCUAAAUAUAUUAUUUUCAUUUCAUACAAGCACAAUUACAUUCAGACUGUUCAUAAUGGAAUCAGUUGAAACCAAAUUGAAAAAAAAACAUUUAUUUAAUUGUCGUCCAUCUAUUAUGAUUUAAGCCUUACUACAAUAACAAAUUUGGGGAAAAUGCCAAAUAAUAUAGAUAAAUGAAUUAGGGGAGAAUGACAAAAAUUUGAAUUAAUGAAUGAAGUCAAUCAUCACUGCCAGUUAAAUGAUGCAGCUUCUUUAUAAUUCCUUUCAUGUUUUUACUGACUUAUUAUAGGGUCAUAUUCUAACUAUAACAACUGCUGUAAAAAAUUUCAAUUAACAGGUUUCUAUUAUUUUUCUUUACUUAUUUGUCAAUCAAAGUUCAGUUUAGCAUCUAUCUUAAUUAAUGUUUUAAUUUUAAUAUUUUUAAUUAAAUUAUUCUAUUUAGUAGAGGACUCAUUCACCUACCUUUGUACAAAGUUAGUAUUCACAGAUCCAGUCUACUCAACAUUCCAAGCUGCUCAAAUAGCAAACAGUCAGCAUAUUUUGGUAAAUUGGAUCCUUGACUUGACAUAUUUAAGCAUUGUUUUCAAGCCUUACAUCCAGUCUUAAAGUCAUAUGAAAAGAUUAAAAGAUCUUCAGGCGAUUUUGAAAUAUAUUGAAAAAUCAAUUGACUGUAACUGUAACAUGAUUGCUAUUAUUAUGAAAUGACUAAAGGCAUACAUCAUUCUACUUUAUCAUGUAUAAGUGGUUAUAGAAUAUAUUUAUUGUAACAGUAUACAGAAUUUAUACUCAUGUCAGUCAGACACACAAACUGUUCAGUUUUUAGAAUGUCAUAUACAGUGAUCUCAUGACUUAGCUAUAGGGCAUAGUAAUUUUUAUUUAACAUCAUAUUAGGAUAACACUAUGAUAAGAAUGAAAAAUGUGUGCGUUUUAACAUGAUUCUCAGUAAUAAAGACACGAUAUUAUCCAAACAGUA